Molecule: messenger RNA, 2719 nt
Organism: Momordica charantia (bitter melon)
Lineage: Eukaryota; Viridiplantae; Streptophyta; Magnoliopsida; Cucurbitales; Cucurbitaceae
Product: Raffinose synthase family protein
Molecular function (GO): galactinol-sucrose galactosyltransferase activity
Source: RefSeq, a predicted model, not a curated record
CCAAGCUUUUUUGUUCAAGAGAAUCAAGUAAAUUAAAAGCUCCCCUUUUUCCUUUUCGAUCCUCAAGAAUCUGUAAUUACAAAAAAAAAAAAACCCAUUAUUCCAUUUUCCCUCUCUAUAUAAUUCUUGCUGUGUUCUUCUUCUUCACAUCCCACCGCGAAGGAAAAAAAUCAACCCAUUUUUUUAUUAAGUCCUUGGGUUGUUUCUUCUUUUCUUCUGGCAAAUGGCUCCCAGCUUGAGAAAUGGCGGCCGCAACGACGCCGUUUCGUUUGAUGGCUUCAACGACAUGUUGUCUCCGUUCUCGCUCGACGGGUCGGAUCUCACCGUGAACGGCCAUUUGAUCCUCUCCGACGUGCCGGAGAAUAUCGUCGCCACUUCUUCUCCAUACACUUCCAUCGAUAAGUCUCCAGUUUCCGUCGGAUGCUUUGUUGGAUUCGACGCGUCGGAGCCCGACAGCCGACAUGUCGUUUCCGUAGGGAAACUGAAGGAAAUCCGGUUCAUGAGUAUUUUCCGGUUCAAGGUGUGGUGGACCACCCAUUGGGUUGGCCGGAACGGCGGCGACCUGGAAUCGGAGACCCAGAUUGUGAUUCUUGAGAAGUCGGAUUCCGGGCGGCCGUACGUUCUGCUUCUCCCUCUCGUCGAGGGGUCGUUCCGGUCGUCGAUUCAGCCCGGCGACGACGAUUUCGUUGACGUGUGCGUCGAGAGCGGCUCCACGAAAGUCGCCGAAGCGUCGUUUCGGAGCGUGCUGUACCUCCACGCCGGCGAUGAUCCGUUUGCACUGGUGAAGGAGGCGAUGAAGAUCGUGAGGACCCAUCUCGGAACUUUCCGGCUACUGGAGGAGAAGACGCCGCCAGGCAUCGUGGACAAAUUUGGUUGGUGCACGUGGGAUGCAUUUUACCUCACAGUUCACCCGCAGGGGAUCAUAGAGGGCGUGAAGCAUCUGGUGGACGGCGGUUGCCCCCCCGGUUUGGUUCUAAUCGACGACGGCUGGCAGUCCAUCGGCCACGAUGCGGACCCAAUCACCAAAGAAGGAAUGAACCAAACCGUCGCCGGCGAGCAAAUGCCCUGCCGGCUCUUGAAAUUCCAAGAGAACUACAAGUUCCGGGACUACGUGAACCCCAAGAAGUCCGGCGCCGGCGCCGGCGCCGGCAACAAGGGGAUGAAGGCGUUCAUUGACGAGCUGAAGGGGGAGUUUGAGACGGUGGAAUAUGUGUACGUGUGGCACGCUCUGUGCGGGUACUGGGGAGGGCUACGGCCGCACGUGCCGGGCUUGCCGGAGGCACGUGUGAUCAAGCCGCUCCUCUCGCCGGGCCUGCAGAAGACCAUGGAGGAUCUCGCCGUCGAUAAGAUCGUUUACCACGGCGUCGGGAUGGUCCCGCCGGAGUUGGUUGAUGAGAUGUAUGAAGGCCUGCACGCCCAUUUGCAGGCCGUCGGAAUUGACGGUGUUAAGGUCGACGUUAUCCACUUAUUAGAGAUGUUAUGUGAAGACUAUGGUGGAAGAGUCGAUCUAGCGAAGGCGUAUUUCAAAGCAAUGACGAAGUCAGUAAGAAAGCAUUUCAAUGGAAAUGGAGUUAUUGCUAGUAUGGAACACUGCAAUGACUUCAUGUUCCUUGGCACAGAAACAAUCUCUCUUGGUCGUGUUGGUGACGACUUUUGGUGCACUGAUCCAUCUGGAGAUCCAAACGGUACAUUUUGGCUGCAGGGAUGCCACAUGGUGCACUGCGCAUACAACAGUCUGUGGAUGGGCAACUUCAUCCAUCCUGAUUGGGAUAUGUUCCAGUCCACUCACCCUUGCGCCGCCUUCCAUGCUGCCUCUCGCGCCAUCUCCGGUGGUCCUAUCUAUGUCAGUGACUCUGUCGGAAAACACAACUUCGAACUCCUUAAAACUUUGGUGCUUCCAGAUGGCUCGAUCCUUCGAUGUCAGUAUUAUGCCCUCCCGACUCGUGACUGCCUCUUCGAAGAUCCCCUGCAUGACGGUAAAACCAUGCUCAAGAUAUGGAAUAUCAACAAGUUCACUGGAGUUAUUGGAGCAUUCAACUGUCAAGGAGGAGGAUGGUCACGCGAGAUACGACGCAACCAAUGCUUCUCUCAAUACUCAAAGCGAGUUACCUCCAAAACCAAUGUAAAAGACAUUGAGUGGAAUAGUGGCGAAAAUCCUAUCUCCAUUGAAGGUGUGAAGACCUUCGCAUUCUACCACUACCAAUCUAAGAAGCUCACCCUCUCCAGGCCCUCACAAAACAUCGACAUCGCCCUCGAUCCGUUUGACUUUGAGCUCAUCACCGUCUCGCCAGUCACCACACUCAUUGAAACCUCUGUUCAGUUCGCCCCAAUUGGCCUUGUUAACAUGCUCAACACAGGUGGUGCAAUACAGUCUGUUGAUUAUGAUGACGACCUAAGUUCUGUUGAAAUCAGCGUUAAAGGCACAGGUGAGAUGCGGGUGUUUGCGUCAGACAAACCGAGGGUCUGUCGUAUUGACGGUGAGGAUGUCGGGUUCAAGUAUCAAGAUCAAAUGGUGGUGGUCCAAGUGCCAUGGCCAGGAUCUUCUGGCAUUUCCGCUAUCGAGUACUUAUUUUAAUUUAUGUAAAGUUUGAUUAUUAUUAUUAUUAUUAUUAAUAUAUUUCUCUCCAAAAGGAAAAUGCAUGUAAUUUGGAGAGUAAGCGAGUGGAUUUUCUAAUAAGAGUACUACUUUUUUAUGAUUUAUUAAUCUAAUGUUUUCUGA